This is a messenger RNA of Anthostomella pinea, 2730 nucleotides long. The record is from the annotation of a GenBank genome assembly. Lineage: Eukaryota; Fungi; Ascomycota; Sordariomycetes; Xylariales; Xylariaceae.
AUGGAUAGCCCGCGCAUCCUCUUCAUCGAUGCUUACGACUCCUUCAGCAACAACAUCGUCUCUCUCCUAACGACUGUCCUGGACGCCGAAGUUGAUAUCCUACCCAUCGACCCGCCUCAUCUCAACCCCAAAAAUCCAAGCUUCAAAGACGACCUAAGCAGCGAACUUCGCCGCUAUGACGCCGUGGUAUGCGGCCCGGGCCCCGGCUCGCCCGGCGUGGACCAGGAUGUCGGACUGAUGAAGCAUGUCUGGGAUCUCGGAGCCAAGGACAUGGUUCCCAUCCUGGGCAUCUGUCUGGGGUUUCAGAGCCUGGUAGUCAGCUGCGGCGGGUUGGUCAAGAAGCUUAGAACCGGCCUUCACGGCAUGAUUCGCGCCAUCGAUCACCUGAAUGAAGGAUCCAGCCAGCAAGACGGGAACAUAUUUUAUGGAGUCCCUCCUUUCAAGGCUACUUUGUACCACAGUCUUCAUGCUGAUAUCGGACAAGAGUCGAUUCUCGCUGAGAAUUGGACCGAAUCUCGAUGGAAAUCCCUGGCUCAUCUGCCUGAUAUUGUGCCCCUGGCGUGGACGUACGAGGACCGAGGCGAUGUGACGGAGCGUAUUCUCAUGGGAUUGAAGCACAGAAGGAAACCCUCGUGGGGUCUGCAGUACCACCCUGAAUCGAUUUGCACCGAGAGUACGGGUCACCAGGUCAUCCGAAACUGGUUCGACGCAGCACUGCGGUGGAAUCGCGAGGCCGGCCGAAAGACCGAUCGCAGCCCCUCUCAAUUUGACGGCACGAAGAAAAUGCGCAGGAUCAGUAUAUGGGACAUUGACGAGGGCAACACUGCAUUGAAACAGAGCGUGGACAACUUUCGCAUAUGGGCCGACGGCGGCAGCCAGCUUGCCACCUUCGGACUAAACGCCAACCACAUGUCGCGGGUCCUGAACCUCCCAGAACAUAUCGAAGUCCCAGAUCUCGUCGAGAUGAUCCAAGGGGCUGGACGAGAAUACAUCAUUCUCGACUCGGCAAGCGCAAAGGCGGGCAAGAUCGGGGACGAUGUACGAGGUCGGUACAGUAUCAUCGCCCUGGACGUCGACGGGGCGUUGAAGCUGGAGUACAGAACAGGCAACAGACAUGUCACUGCCCGUCUUUCACGAACCGCAGCGCCAUCCCCGCAGACCGUAUCGGAAACGAUCAAGCUGGGUGCGCACCAGACGAUCUGGCAAUUGCUAUCCGAGUUCUGGACCAGGAGGAAGACCCAAGGUGAGGACUAUGCCCCGACGCCAUUCUUGGGCGGCUUCAUGGGCUACUGCACGUACGAGCUUGGUCUGGAGGGUAUCGACGUCAAGUUGCGUGAGCAGAGACGCCAUGAAAGGCCAGAUCUCUGCUUCGCCUGGGUCACCAAGAGUCUUAUCGUCGACCACCUCGACGCUACCGUACGCAUCCAGUGUCUGUCGCAAUCAGAGUCGAUGGCCCAGACAUGGCUCAACUCGGUUGCUGAAGGGCUCUUGGGUUCAUCUAUGUGGUCGCAAGGGCUGCGAAGGGAAGCUACCCAAAACCUGGACAUCGACGAACCGACGCCGCCUCGCACACCUACGACCGAGCCCACCAAGACGCAAAUCCAGAUCCCGGACGCCGACGAAUACGAGGCCAAGGUCCGUCUGUGUCAGGACUACAUCGCCUCGGGCGACUCGUACGAGCUAUGUCUCACAGACCAAACGCUCAUCACCCGCCCAAGGAGCCCCCAAACCACCGACUCCAUCUCCCCCGCUUCCUCCUCCUCCUCCUCCUCCUGGACCCUCUACCGCACCCUCCGCGCCACCCAGCCCGCCCCCUUCGGCUCCUACCUCCGCCUAGGCGGCGCGACCCUAAUCAGCAGCUCGCCGGAGCGGUUCCUCGAGUACGACGCCGCGGGGCUGUGCUCGAUGCGGCCCAUGAAGGGCACAGUGCGCAAGUCCGCUUCGUCAUUAGGAGGAGUAUCGGAAGGAGUAUCGACGCUGGCGCAAGCCGAGCGCAUCCUGCACGUGCCCAAGGAGGAGGCCGAGAACCUGAUGAUCGUCGACCUGGUGCGCCACGACCUGCACGGCGUGUGCGGGCCCGGCCGCGUCGCCGUGCCGCGGUUGUUGGUCGUUGAGGAGUAUGCUAGUGUUUUUCAGAUGGUCAGUGUGGUUGAGGGACGGUUGCCGUUGCCGCAGUUUUCAACAACAACAACAACAACACCAGCUGAGAGUAGUGAUAGUGGUGGAAGUGGUGAGAGACAACAACAGCUCACAGGCCUCGACGUCCUAGCCGCCAGCCUCCCGCCCGGCAGCAUGACCGGCGCGCCCAAGAAGCGCAGCUGCGAGAUCUUACAGGAGGUCGAAGUUGGGGGCCCACACACCCACACCCGCGAGCGCAGCCUGUACUCGGGCGUCGUGGGCUAUAUGGACGUCACGGGCCGCGGCGAUUGGAGCGUCACCAUACGGAGUUUGUUGCGAUGGGACGACGAGGAGGUCGUUUAUAUUCCUGUUCCCAGAAACGCCCACGCUGGCUGCGGGGACAACGGCGUUGAGGGUCAGGAUGGAGACCGGAGUAAAGAUGAGAAUGGGGUAGGGGAUAGGAGUGGCAAGGGUCACCGGCAGAGACAGGAGCUGGAGGUAUGGCAUAUAGGCGCCGGCGGUGCCGUGACGGCGCUGAGCACGCCGGAGGGCGAGAGGGAGGAGAUGUUCACCAAGCUCAAGGGGCCGCUGGGUGUUUUUGAGCGGUUCUGA